Rotaria sp. Silwood1 is the source of this 825-nucleotide messenger RNA. Lineage: Eukaryota; Metazoa; Rotifera; Eurotatoria; Philodinida; Philodinidae. The record is from the annotation of a GenBank genome assembly.
AUGAAUUAUUUAACAUUACAACAACAACUAUGGCAAGAUUAUCUUGAUAUCGGUAUGAACGAUGGUGUUUGGGCUCCACGAGUAUCGAAGUCAAAAGCUAAAGAACAUAAUACAUGUGUAUCAUAUGGUCGAUCAGAGAAAUUUGUUGAACAACGUCAAAAAACAAUUCAACAUCAAUUGAAUCGCACUGAUCGCCAAUUACAACAACAUCUUGCUCAACUACCAGAAUGGACAGGAAAAGUUCAACCUUCCAUUGAUUCAACAUUUCUCUCAAAUGCCAUUAAAGCAAUGAUAAAAAAUGGUCUCUAUCGCUUAAAUGCUCAAUUCAAACAUAAACAAGCCAUGUUAAAAUUCGAUGCUGAUGAUCAUCACUUGAUUGCGGCCGUCUAUGACUUGAAACCGACUGAAGAACAGAUUGUGCUCCUAAAAAUAUAUUGGCAAGCCGUUGCAGAUGAACAGAAAGCACUCGAGGAAAUGGAAGUACUUCGAAAACGAGUGUCAUUAAGACGACUUCCUCAGCCAUUUGCUAAAAUUCUUGAUCAAUCCAUUGCGUCUGUUCAAACAAUGCUCUCACGUCCUAUUCUUAAUAAACAUCGACGUGCUAGUAUGGCAUCAUGUUGUUCAAAAACAAUUACACAAUAUAAAUUUGAUAUGAUAACUAUGACCAUUGCUAUAGCUCAAGAUACGGCUCGUGAUCAUGCUCAAUUGGCAGUCGAUACGAAAAAUAAAUUACGACUACUCGGCGGUGAUCAAAUACGAUCUUCUACUGAAUUACUCAUCAACGCCAUGGAAACUCGUGCAGAAAAUAUGAAAAAACGUGCAUAA